This is a messenger RNA of Acipenser ruthenus (sterlet), 3998 nucleotides long. RefSeq names its product small glutamine-rich tetratricopeptide repeat-containing protein beta-like. The record is from RefSeq and is a predicted model, not a curated record. Gene Ontology annotation, biological process: post-translational protein targeting to endoplasmic reticulum membrane. Bases 2125 to 3045 code for a protein of 306 amino acids. Gene Ontology annotation, cellular component: TRC complex; membrane. Gene Ontology annotation, molecular function: protein binding; molecular adaptor activity. The transcript has 12 exons. NCBI's taxonomy places the organism in Eukaryota, Metazoa, Chordata, Actinopteri, Acipenseriformes, Acipenseridae.
GAAGUUGGGUACCCAGUGUUGGGUUUCUAGUGGUGUUGUGUAAAUUACCUUGUCUAGGACCUGAAUCGAAUGUGAUGUUUAAAUAACAGUUAAACAACUGGUACUGCCCUGACAAAACUCAAUUAAAGUGUGAAAUUCAUUUAUAUUUGUUUAAAGUGCUUUAAGGUCCUCAUAGGGUUUUUUUUAAUGGGAUGAGACAAUGGUAAUUUGUCAAGCAUAAAAAUAAUACGUAGUUCUACAACUGAUUUAUUUUUGCUAUAUAUUUGAUAUUUUGAUUGAUCAUCCCGACCACAGAUAUAUAAUUGUAGGAUGUUCCAAUAGAUUAUAAUAAUCAAAUCAUUCUGUUACAUUUUUUUAUACUUAUCUAAAGAUAAUUACAUACAAUUGUUGGCAGAGCCUAUAUUUUGAAGCAUAACUAAAAGUACUGCACAUUUCGUGACUGAUUUUGAUCACAUAAAUAUCCUUCAAUUAAGAAAAAUGUUCUCCUCAGUCAGUCAAGUUGAGUAAAUAUCCAGUGUCACGGUCAACAUUGAGAAAAAAUAUAUAUUCUGGGGAAAAGUAAUAAAAAUCAACCAGUUUUCUGUUUUGUGGUCUUUUUAUGGCUUUGGUUAUUUAUUAUCCACAAAGUAAAAAUGAUGUGUGUUCUUGUGAGGCUGGCAGCUGGCUUUCUUCCAGACAGGAGCAGAUUGCUGUUUGGGAGACAAAUCCAGUGUAACUCCUGUAAGCUGCUACAUUUACCAGCAUCAGCAGUUCAGCAAUCCGUGGAUAUAAUAGAAUUUCUCUGUUACUGGGAACUCCGUCAACAUAUAAAUAAAUCCAGGCUGGCUCUGAUAUUAUUAUAAUAGCCACCAGGGGCUUUCUGCAGGAAGUACUGUGGGAUCGGUUGAAAGCUGCUUCUUUGCUGGCUGUGUAAAUUAUCAAAUGUGUACAGUGACAGGCUGAACCAUACAUUUACAAUGAACUUUAAUAGACUUAUUUCUUAGGAGGAGUGCGAGAUACCACUUUGACAGGGAGAAAAGUUGAGAGCAGUAUGAACUGGAGACAGUUUGAUCUAGUCAGAGAUAUCUGUUUUUAAUCAAAUUAUGGUUAUUAAAAUUAACCAUUUGCCUGUUUAAAUGGCUAUUAUUGUUUUUACUUGAUUUUAAAAAAUCACAAAAAUUUUAGAGAGUAAGUAGCUUGAAAUUGAUUUUUUGAAAUUGAUUCUUAACAUUUCAUGAUGUUGCAGUGAUUCUAAGAUUGCUUAGCGGUGUUGGGCUGACAAUGAGAGAAUGGCCACAGCUGAAUUGAGUGAAGCACACAAGUGAAUACUAGCCUGUGCUCUUAACUUUUUGUGCUGUUUGCAGGCUGAGUGGUUCUUCUUACAAUGCCUCAAAUACUGUCUGUGUUCAGGAGUUUUUAACAGAGCUCAGGAGUUGCUCUUCUUGAGGUAUGUAAUACAGGCUGGAUCAGACAUAAUGUGUUUGUUGGAGGAAGAGCGAGCACCUUCUAGUGAUCUCAGAAUUAGGAUUUCUCUCCUGCAGUUAAUCCCCGUCAUUAUCUCCUGUCAGUUUAAACCACUUGCUUUGGUAUGAGGCAGGACUUCCAAUGUAAACAAAGCUAGGCUGUAUUAUGGUUAUUAUUUCUUAGCAGACGCCUUUACCCAGGGCGACUUACAGUUGUAUACAAAAAAUACAUAUUAAGAAUUACAGUACAAAUAAGAGCAAGAUACAAAAUACAAUGACUUCAGUCCUAAUAAGAGCAAAUACAAAACACAGUACGAUUUGAUAUCGGGGCAGUUCAAGAGCAGAUAACAGUGUUGAUAGUUACAUCAGGGUUAGACACGAGUGCAAGUGAAAUACAAGAUACUACAAAUUAGGUUAAGUGCAGGAUUAAAUACAGUAAAAUAGGGAGCAGAUAAGAGCAAGUUAAAGUGCAUUAAAAGCAGAGUGCUAUAUUGUUCAGAGUUGAGUUUUCCAGGUGUUGUCUGAAGAGGUGUGUCUUGAGGAGGUGCCGGAAGGUGGUCAGGGACUGGGCAGUCCUGACAUCCGUAGGAAGGUCGUUCCACCACUGCGGGGCGAGGGUGGAGAAGGAGCGGGCUCUGGAGGCAGGGGAGCGUAAAGGAGGAGACAUUUGAAAACAUACAGUAUGUCUGUUGAGAAGCGCCUUGCGUUUUCCAUUGUGCAGUUUCUACGAGAUCAAACACAGUCAGAGACUUUGAAUUCAGACGAACAGGAAAGCCUGGAAGUUGCCAUACAGUGUCUGGAGACAACGUUCAAGAUCAGCUCAGUGGACAGUCACCUAGCAGUUCCACAGCCUUUGACAGAAAUAUUCUUGAACUCUGUCUUCAAGAAUGAUAAUCUGUCUAUGCCAGAGAUUUCUCCUUCCCCAGAAGACGCAGAAAGGGCAGAGCAGCUGAAAAAUGCAGGAAACAAUCACAUGAAGGAAGAGAAUUACAGCUCAGCUGUGGAAUGUUACACAAAAGCAAUCAACCUGGACCUAAAGAACGCAGUGUAUUACUGCAACAGAGCUGCAGCUCACAGUAAACUAGGAAACUACACCGAAGCCACAAGUGACUGUGAGAAGGCUAUCGCAAUAGAUCCAACCUACAGCAAAGCAUAUGGAAGGAUGGGACUGGCCCUGACUGCUAUAAAUAAAUACACAGAAGCUGCAACUUAUUUUAAAAAGGCCCUGGUCCUGGAUCCUGAAAACGACACGUAUAAAUCCAACUUGAAAAUGGCAGAACAGAAGCUGAAAGAAGCCUCCAGUCCAACUGGAACUGGACUGGGAUUUGACAUGGCAAGCCUCAUAAAUAACCCUGCCUUCAUCACCAUGGCUGCAAGUGUAAUGCAAAACCGUCAAGUGCAACAGCUCAUGUCAGGAAUGAUGUCUAAUGCAGUGGGAGGCCCGGCGGCUGGUGUUGGGGGUUUAACAGACUUGUCCAGCCUUAUUGAAGCGGGACAGCAGUUUGCACAGCAGAUUCAGCAGCAGAACCCAGAACUAAUAGAACAGCUGAGGAACCACAUCCGCAGCAGGUCAUUCAGCGGCAGUGCAGAGGAACACUCCUGAUCUACUGCAGGAACACAGACAGAGACUGGAAAGCAACUGGGUUGUUAUCUGCUUAAUAUCAAAUUCUUGGAAGACAUCACAAUCAACAGUGAUGGAUCAAAUGGAAAAACUAAUGGAAGAAACAAUGUUAUUGUGAAGAGCAGUUAAGAACUCUGAUUGAAUUAAGAUUCCUCUUUACAAAAACGUUGCACACUUACUUUACACAACUCUACAUUUAACAGAGCAAACUAACAUUACCACCACAUUGCACUGGUACCAUAUUUAAAAACACCUUUUAUAUGUUUCAGCAAUGUAUUUAAGAUGUAUGCUGCUAUUUACAGGCUUGCAACCAUAGGCACCAUGUAUUAGCCCAGGUAGCAUUAUUUUUUCCAUGUUGGGAAAUGUAGUUCGAGAAAGAAGACAGCAGCAGAUGUCUUCAUAUAAUUUCCUAUAUUUUAGGAACUAUAAACUACAAAGUGUGUAUGUUACUGUAGUUGUUCACAGACAUGUUUGCUUACAGUGACUUUAUUUUGCAUGUUCCUUAUGACCAUUUGGAUGCAUUCAGGAACAUUUUGUAUACUUCUACAGAACAGAACAGGGUUUAAUGUCUUGUCACACUCCAGUGUUACACAAUUAAAGCCCGGUAACUACAAAAAAACUGACCUAAUGUGUUAUUCUUUUAAUCUGUGGGCUCUGUUCAGCUAUUUUCCAUGUAUUGCCAUUUCAAAGUCGAACAAUUUAGCUCCCUCAGUUACCAUCAAAAAGGCUUAAAUCUUAUGGGGGCUUUGAAAACUGACUAGUUCCUACACAAGUACAAUGUAUCUAGAGAGACAGUAGGAUACAUCUUGCUGCUACAGACAAUGCUGAGCACAAUUGCUACAGAAAUAUGAAUAUUGUCAUUGUGCUUUUUUAGUGGUUAUGUAUUUUCUCACUGCUAUAGUACAUAAACAGGAGGUCACUUAAAAUCCAUCUGA